AUUAUCCUUAUUGUCAAUUUUUGCAGCGGAUACCGCCCUCAUCAUCGCACGAUGGAUGACUGCUUCGACCGCUUAAUGUUCAAGAACAGGCCCGGCAUACAGACGGCGAGCAGCAUUUUUUUCACGCUGAACAGCGUGCUGAUGAUGGUGUUCCUCUUCAGCGUCCUGACGGCCGAGGACGCCGCCGUUCAGCUCAAGCUCAACUCCAUCGACAGCACCCCUGCAGAGAUACAGUUCGCCGGUUCGCUGGUGGUGGCUUCAUUCUACAUCAGCAGCCUCAUGGAUUUAUACCUUGUCAUCGGCAUUGAAGAUAUGCCGCUAGUUGGACCAUUCGUCGCCACUGCCGGAUUAUUCGUUUUAGUGAAGGUAAAUGCACGCCAAAGUUUAUUCGCUUACCAGAAUAAUUUGUGGUUUUAUGAUGGCGCUAUAUGCUGCCGAUAGUCGCAAGUUGUUAUACCCUCCACCCGCCGUGGUUGCUCAGUGUCUAUGGUGUUGGGCUGCUGAGCACGAGGUCGCGGGAUCGAAUCCCGGCCACGGUGGCCGCAUUUAGAUGGGGGCGAAAUGCGAGAACACCCGUGUGCUUAGAUUUAGGUGCACGUUAAAGAACCCCAGGUGGUCCAAAUUUCCGGAGUCCUUCACUACGGCGUGCCUCAUAAUCAGAAAGUGGUUUUGACACGUAAAAUCCCAUAAUUUAAUUUUUUUUACACCCUCCGCGGC
Molecule: messenger RNA, 717 nt
Organism: Dermacentor andersoni
Lineage: Eukaryota; Metazoa; Arthropoda; Arachnida; Ixodida; Ixodidae
Source: RefSeq, a predicted model, not a curated record